AGAGAGGGGGGGGGGGAGGGAAUGAGAAUCGAUAGGCGAGAGGUAGAAGGAUGUAAUCAGGACCUUUCGCCACCAAUCAGAAGAAGGAGGAGGAGGAGGUUUGCUGAAGGAAAGUCUACAGAGGAGGAAGGGAUGUGUUGAUCGAUUGGGUUUUCCGGAUAGUUGAAUUAGAAAUCCAUUUUUUUUGUAACUACCUUGAUUCCUAGGCAUCAUCCGAAACCCGUUCUCCUGAUUUGAGCUGAAUCCCUCCCUCGAUUUCAGUCUGUUCCCAGUUUGGGAAUUUCCGUUUCACCUUCAGAGUUUCAAUCUUCAAAGGUAAAAGGAAUUGCGUGUUUGAGUUAGCUAGGUCAAUGGAUACGAUUUUGUGUCACAAAGUUUUGUAGAAUCACUAUCAUCGUUCAAAUUUAGCAACAUGUGUACAAGAGAUUUGUGAUGGUGAACAGGGGGCGGGAAGAGGAAGAAGAAGGUGAUCCUGGGUUAUUGGGUUUUGCUGUGAGGAGGAAGAACACCUGCGUUUUGGAUAACUCUGCUUAGUACGUUUAGCGUUCCUACUAAGCAGAGGCAGAGGAAAGGAAAUUCCAAAAGAGGCUGAUAUGUGCAAGGCCAAUGCUUGCGUGCUGAUCAUGUAUUGCUUAAGAACGGUGAUUGAGCAAAGGAGAAGAGGACGGCGUUGGGCCUGGGUUUGUGAUUGAAAUUAUCUGUCUGUUAAUGUAAAUGUACAAUGAAUGUAUAAAACUUAGGAAGCAAACAAAUCUGCAGUGUUUGUGAUUGAAAUUACCUGCCUGUUAGUGUAAAUGUACGAUGAAUGUAUAAAACUUAGCAAGCAAUCAAACCAUGCCGCUGGAGAAAUUGCCUAGUAUGUACGAAAGGACUACCAGGCGACCUAAGAACAGAGCUGAAUAUAAAUGGAACCGCAGCUAUACAUGCCUGAAUCUCGGUUAACAUAUCUUAGAGUGACAAUGACGAAUAGCACCAAGUGGGACUGGAGAUAAAAGAUGGAGAGAGCCAUUUGCUAAACUUGCUGUAAGGAGAAUCAUCGUCCAUAUAUACAGGUCAAAAUGAGUUAUAUCCGACAUCUUUUAAACAGUAUUUUCUAGGCUAAACCGGGACAGAAAUAAACGAUGCAGAUCACAUGUAUAACCGUGUCUGCAUUAUUGGCCGUCCGAUUGCGGCCACGCCCGUUUCUUUUUUGGGGAAACAAUUCUUUCCUUUUUUAGGCGUAUACUAUUUCACCUCCAUUUCCGCUUGCUGUCAACUCUGGCGAGACCCAAAGCUUCAGUUUCUGCACCACGAAGCAAUAAUUGAGCAGCUAGCUGCUAUGAAUAAGAUAAAGAUUGAGAAGAUAGAGAACUUGCCGGCGAGGCAGGUGACGUUUUCAAAGAGGAGACAAGGGCUUUUCAAGAAAGCCGAAGCGUUAUCAGUUCUCUGCGACGCUGAGGUUGCUGUCGUUGUCUUUUCUUCUACUGGCAAGCUCUAUGAGUCCUCCAGCUCCAGUACGAAGGAUGUCAUUGCAAGGUACGAAUUGCACACUGAAGAUGUGGAAAAGGGCGACCAGCAGCCACCUCCUGAGCUCCAGCUGGAGAUUAAUGAGUGCAUGAGGUUGAAUAAGGAACUUGCGGACAAGAUCCUCGAGCUAGGGCGGAUGGAGGGGCAGGAUCUAGAAGAGCUGAAUAUAGAUGAAUUGCAGAGAUUGGAGAAUAGGAUUGAAGGAGGACUCAGCCGUGUGCUUCAAACGAAGGAUAAAAGGAUUAUGAGUCAGAUUCUGGCACUUGAAAAAAAGGGAGCAGAGUUGACAGAAGCAAACAACCAAUUAAGGCAGAGGGUAAAUAAGUUAGGGAUGCUAUCCAAUGGAGAUGGAAAUAGAGCUGGUGGUGUUGCUUUGGAGUCGGAGAUCUCAACUGAUGAAGAAGAAGGUAUGGCAUCGGAAUUUGUGGUCGGCUGCUACAGUACUGGUUCUUCGACUUCUUCCCUUGAUGAUGACUCCUCUGACAACCCCUUAAUUAUCUCUUAAACUUGGGCUUCCUCGCUGUGGCUAAAACAGGGAAGGAUAUAAUAUGAUGCCAUAAUUCACUAUGUAAUUAUGUUAUGAUACUAUGUUACAUCGUUGUAUGUAUGUCUUAAAUUGGAAACUAAAUACGAGGGCAUGACUGGAAGGGUGACUAACUUACCUCUCAAGGUCUCAAGUUUCUUUUUCAUCGGUUACUGAAGUCAUGGAAUGAACUUGGAUUAUUCAGUACUAGAUAUUUGGCCUAUAGCCACUACCA
Molecule: messenger RNA, 2264 nt
Organism: Rosa chinensis
Lineage: Eukaryota; Viridiplantae; Streptophyta; Magnoliopsida; Rosales; Rosaceae
Product: MADS-box protein AGL24
Exons: 14
Coding region: 1133-2011 (292 amino acids)
Biological process (GO): positive regulation of transcription by RNA polymerase II
Cellular component (GO): nucleus
Molecular function (GO): RNA polymerase II cis-regulatory region sequence-specific DNA binding; protein dimerization activity; DNA-binding transcription factor activity, RNA polymerase II-specific
Source: RefSeq, a predicted model, not a curated record